Protobothrops mucrosquamatus (brown spotted pit viper) is the source of this 3801-nucleotide messenger RNA. Its product is annotated as laminin subunit beta-1. The transcript has 24 exons. Gene Ontology annotation, biological process: axon guidance. Lineage: Eukaryota; Metazoa; Chordata; Lepidosauria; Squamata; Viperidae. The record is from RefSeq and is a predicted model, not a curated record. The annotation marks the transcript as partial. Gene Ontology annotation, cellular component: basement membrane.
GCAGGAAACCCUGUUCCAUUUCACACCUUCAGGAGGACAAGAAAUGUUUUACGUGCGAUUCACGCGAUCCGUUCCACGAGACCUUGAAUCCGGACAACCACCGUAUUGAAAAUGUGGUGACCGCUUUUGCUCCCAAUCGCCUGAAGCUGUGGUGGCAAUCAGAAAACGGAGUAGAAAACGUGACUGUCCAAUUGGAUCUAGAGGCGGAAUUCCAUUUUACCCACCUCAUUAUGACCUUCAAGACCUUCCGUCCUUCUGCCAUGUUAAUUGAAAGAUCAUCCGAUUUCGGCAAAACGUGGCAAGUCUACCGUUAUUUUGCCUACGACUGUGAGAAUUCGUUCCCGGGCGUCUCCACCGGACCCAUGAAGAAAGUCGACGACAUUAUUUGUGAUUCCCGCUAUUCCGACAUUGAACCUUCCACCGAGGGAGAGGUCAUUUACCGGGUUCUGGAUCCUGCUUUUCGAAUAGAAGACCCCUACAGCCCACGGAUUCAAAAUAUGUUAAAGAUUACAAAUUUAAAAAUCCAAUUUGCCAAACUGCACACCCUGGGAGACAAUCUUCUGGAUUCAAGGAUGGAGAUCAGAGAAAAGUAUUACUAUGCUAUUUACGACAUGGUGGUCCGCGGGAACUGCUUCUGUUAUGGACACGCCAGUGAAUGCGCCCCGGUGCAUGGCUAUGAAGAAGAGGUGGAAGGAAUGGUCCACGGCCACUGCAUGUGUCGGCACAACACCAAAGGCUUAAACUGUGAGCAGUGCUUGGAUUUUUACCAUGAUUUGCCAUGGCGUCCCGCCGAAGGCCGUAACAGCAACGCCUGCAAAAAGUGCAAUUGCAACGAGCAUUCCGUGCAGUGCCAUUUUGAUAUGGCUGUUUACGUAGCGACCGGAAACACCAGCGGUGGGGUGUGUGACGAUUGUCAACAUAACACGGUGGGGCACAAUUGUGAGCAGUGCAAGCCCUUCUACUUCCAACAUCCGGAGAGGGAUGUCCGCGAUCCGCAUAUUUGUGAACCGUGUAACUGUGACCCCGUCGGCUCUCAAAAUGGCGGAAUUUGCGAUCGUUACACCGACUACUCGGCCGGCCUCAUCGCGGGACAGUGUCGCUGCAAAUUCUUUGUGGAAGGGGAACGUUGUGACACCUGCAAAGAAGGAUUUUACGGAUUAAGCAUAGACGACCCUCACGGCUGUCAGUCUUGUGCUUGCAAUCCGUUGGGCACGCAUCCGGGAGGGAAUCCUUGUGACUCCGAGACAGGAAACUGCUACUGUAAACGUCUGGUUACCGGAAAGCAGUGCGAUCAAUGUCUGCCUGAAAACUGGGGACUGAGCAACGAUAUGGAUGGGUGUCGCCCCUGUGAUUGUGACCAAGGUGGUUCACUGAACAAUAACUGCUCCAGUGAAACUGGCCAAUGCCAGUGCAGGCCGCAUCUGAUUGGCCGCCAGUGCCAGGAAGUGGAACCCGGAUAUUUUUUCAUAUCUUUAGAUCAUUAUGUCUAUGAAGCGGAGGACGCCAGCUUUGGCCCCGGCGUGAGUUUGGUUGAGCGCCUCUAUUCUCAAGAUCGCGUACCUUCCUGGACUGGAAUAGGGUUUGUGAGAGUGCCCGAAGGAGCCUAUUUGGAAUUCUACAUUGACAAUAUCCCGUUUUCUAUGGAAUAUGAUGUUCUGAUUCGAUAUGAGCCUCAGUUACCAGAUCAGUGGGAGAAAGCUACCAUCAGCGUGUAUCGCCCGGGCCAAAUUCCUCCUAGUAGUAGAUGUGGCAAUACCGUUCCUGACGAUGACAAUCAAGAGGUAUCCUUAUCUCCCGGUUCCAGGUAUGCCGUCCUUCCACGCCCCGUGUGCUUUGAAAAAGGCCUGAAUUACACGGUUCGGUUGGAGCUCCCGCAGUACUCCUUAAACUCUGAGGUGGAAAAUCCGUACACACUCAUCGAUUCACUUGUCCUCAUGCCAUAUUGCAAGUCCCUGGACCUCUUCACGGUUGGAGGCCGAGGCGACGACGUGACAACCAACAGCGCGUGGGAAACCUUUCAAAGAUACCGUUGCUUGGAGAACAGCAGGAGCGUUGUCAAAACGCCCAUGACUGAUGUUUGCAGGAAUAUAAUUUUUAGCAUCUCAGCCCUGUUGCAUGAAACCGCAUUGGCUUGCCAGUGUGACCCACAAGGUUCGCUGAGUUCAGUGUGCGAUCCCAACGGAGGCCAUUGUCAGUGUCGACCCAAUGUGGUUGGCCGAAGAUGCGAUAAAUGCGCCCCGGGCACCUUUGGCUUUGGACCCACUGGAUGCAAACCCUGCGAGUGUCACGUCCAAGCGUCUGCAAACGCCUUCUGCCACCCGGAGACCGGGCAGUGCCAUUGUUUCCACGGAGUUUACGGCCGCCAGUGCGACAGAUGUUUGCCCGGAUACUGGGGGUUCCCAAGCUGCCAGCCCUGCCAGUGCAACGGUCACGCGGACGAGUGCGAUCCCUACAGUGGCCAGUGCUUGCAUUGUCGCGAUCACACCUCAGGCCCCAAUUGUGAGAGAUGCCUUGCUGGUUAUUAUGGAGAUCCAGUCUUGGGAUCAGGGGAUCACUGCCGUCCUUGCCCGUGCCCAGAUGGUCCGGAAAGUGGGCGCCAGUUUGCCAGUGGCUGUUAUCAAGACCGGAUUACGUUACAAGUGGUGUGCAUUUGUGAGACAGGAUAUAAAGGAAGCCGAUGCGAUGAAUGUGCCUCUGGCUUCUUUGGAAACCCCGAAGAGGUUCGUGGGACUUGCCAGCCCUGCCAGUGUAACAACAACAUCGAUUCCUCUGAUCCAGAGGCCUGUGACAAGAGGACAGGCUUGUGCCUCAAGUGUUUGUUUCACACCCAGGGCCAACACUGCCAAGAGUGUAAACCUGGCUACUACGGAUGGGCUCUUCAGCAGGAUUGCAGAAAGUGUGUCUGCAAUUAUCUGGGGACGGUACAUCAGCGCUGCAGCAGCGCCGAAGACUGUGAGUGUGAGAGAGAAACGGGCCAGUGUCAGUGUCUCCCUAACGUGGUCGGGCAGAAUUGUGAUCACUGUGCUCCAAACACAUGGCAACUGAGCAGCGGGACCGGAUGCGAAUCCUGCGCCUGCAAUCUGGAGCAUUCCUUCGGGCCAUCCUGCAACGAGUUCACCGGGCAGUGCCAAUGUAUGCCAGGAUUCGGGGGACGCACCUGUACGGAAUGUCAGGAAUAUUUCUGGGGUGACCCUACUGUGGGCUGUCAAGCUUGUGAGUGUGAUUCACGAGGCAUCCAGACUCUCCAGUGUAACCGGUCAAGUGGCCAGUGCAUCUGUAAGGAAGGCGUGGAAGGACCCCGUUGUGAUAAAUGCACCCGGGGCUACGCCGGCACGUUUCCAGAUUGUGCUCCUUGUCACCAAUGCUUUGCUCUCUGGGAUAUCAUCGUCAGUGAGUUGGCCAACAAGACCCAGAGAUUCCUGGAAAGAGCCAAAGUGCUGAAGAUCGCGGGGGUGAGCGGCCCCUACCAAGAGACCCUCCACUCGGUGCAGGAAAAGCUGAACGAGAUCCAAAGCAUCAUUGCUCAAAAUCCGGCGACCGAGCCUCUUCAGAACAUCGGCGACCUCUUGGAGGAAGCAGAGAAGCUAAAAACAGAUGUGGCCAAAAAGAUAACGGAAGUCGAAGCAAAGCUGUCUGCCGUGGCAAACGACAGCAGCGCCGUGGAGGCUGAGCUGAGGGCUUUAGAGGCAGAUGCGAAGAGUUUACACAAUGCUGUGAAGGAACUUGCCGAACAGCUGGAGUUCAUAAAGAUCUCCGAUGUUCGAGGUUUGUAUUUUGAGAACCUCGAAGAAUUUUGGCCGG